Molecule: messenger RNA, 717 nt
Organism: Strongyloides ratti
Lineage: Eukaryota; Metazoa; Nematoda; Chromadorea; Rhabditida; Strongyloididae
Exons: 1
Coding region: 1-717 (238 amino acids)
Source: RefSeq, a predicted model, not a curated record
AUGAUUAUUAUUUAUAUAAAUCUUUUUAUUAUUAAUAUUCCUUUUAUUUUUGGAUGUGCUAGUGAUAUUGAAGGAAUUGAUUGGAAAGAAAUAUUUGGUCCAUUUGUAUAUAAUAUUAAUGGUUUAAGAUAUGGUAAUCAAAGUGUUACUUUUAUACUUAAAACACCACCACCAACAAAUUGGUUAUAUUAUGAUAAUGUAACAAAUGUUUUUAAUGUUGAAGGAAUGGAUUUACCAGCUCAGGAACAAUCUUCUGAACGUGCCUAUAGAAAUGCUAAAUGGACAAUGUCAGCUGUAUUAAGAGAUUCAAUUCGUGAAGCUAAAGCAUCUAGUUAUGGUGAAAAUAUAACACUUUCAUAUAAUCCAAGAAUAUUAAAAGGAUGUAGUAGAUUUGUAAUGACUGAUAGUGUUAAAGUUAAUAAAACAAUUGCAACAAAAUAUAUUGAUUAUUAUGUAACAGAAAUUGGUUCACAAACAAGUCAAAAUGUAUGUGAUGAAGGUGAUGCAGCAAAAGUUUAUUUUGUACCUAAAACAGCUGGUAAUUUUUUGACAGAAGAUCCAAAUCCAACAGUUGAAUUAACAAUGUUAGUAACAAGAGUUGAUUGGAAUUCUACAAUUUUAAAAAAAAUUGUUAAUGGAAUGUUAACAAAACUUAGAAAAUUAAAAUUAAUUCCAGAAUCAUCAAGUACCAAUAUACUUACAACAAAAAUUAUUUAA